Molecule: messenger RNA, 1795 nt
Organism: Mus caroli (Ryukyu mouse)
Lineage: Eukaryota; Metazoa; Chordata; Mammalia; Rodentia; Muridae
Gene: Tbata
Product: thymus, brain and testes associated
Source: RefSeq, a predicted model, not a curated record
UCCGACAAGCCUUACCCUUGAUUAGUCUUCUUCUCCAUCUUGGUCAGGCACCAGGGGCUUCUUGCUCAUAUGCUAUAGUGGACAUCUUCCUGAUCGCAUGUUCCAGUUUAUACACCCACCACCAGGCCACCAGAGCUGUGCCAUCCAUCAAAGACACCGGCAUUCCGAGUCUAGUCUUUACAUCUCUUACAGCAAACCCUGAUAUGACUACAGAGGUGAACCAGCUGUCCGAGCAUCCUCUAGUGAGUCCAAAGGCAGAGCCCCAGCCAGAGAAGAAGCCGGAGAACCUUCCAAGAAGCCACGGGGAUGUUGGGCUCCAGAAAGAGCCUGUGGUCCCAGGCAUUGUGGAUUUCGAGCUGAUCCAUGAGGAGCUGAAGACCACAAAGCCCCAAACAUCACAACCAACACCCAGUGCCUACCGCUUUGGACGCCUCAGCCACCAUUCCUUCUUCUCAAGGCACCACCCCCAACCACAGCGAGUGACUCAUAUCCAAGUUACAGGAAGAGAGGACCUGGAGCACUCCCUGCCCCUCACCACCUCUUUCCAGCUCCUUCAAGCUCCUGGGGUCCAGCCCACGGAUCUCACUCCCUCUGCAGAUAUCGCUGGGAAGCCUGUCUGCGUGGUCAGGGACGAGUUCUCUCUGGCGGCCUUGACUCAGCCCACAUUCUUAUCCCGCUGUCUGAUGGGGAUGCCCACCAUCUCUGUCCCCAUUGGGGAUCCACAGUCCAAUCGGAACCCCCAGCUUUCUACUUCUGAUACCUGGAGGAAGAAACUAAAGGACCUGGCUUCCCAAGUGACCGUCUUCACUAAGGAAAUCGAGUCAAAGCCCGAUGAGCAGAAGGAAGACCCUCCUCUGAGGGAACCUCCUCCGAGAGAGCAGGGGGCCAAAUACUCAGCUGAGACCGGUAGGCUUAUCCCUGCUUCCAGCCAAGCCCUCACCCGCCGCAACCGCCAGGGCCAGCGGGUCCACCCUUCUAGCAAAGAUGGAGGAGUCCAAGCCUCCAUUCUGCAGGACCAGGAGCUGCUGGGUGGCCUCACCGCACCUGGAGUUAAGUUCUCAGGUCCCGUGGGGAGGGGGCCCAAGGCAGGACUCCUAGGGGGCUGCCUCCUACCUCCGGUACUCCUUCCACCCCUCCGUAGCCACAGACACCGCCGGCAACCUGGUUUAGGAAGCCCCCGGAGCACAUCCGGGAAACAGAUGGAGCAUACCCUGCCGCUACUUGACCGGAGGCCACAGAAAAAGUCACUUGACAAAGCAGCUAGGGACCAAGGUUCCCGGCUGCUUCACUGGAUGGAGCCCCUCACUAGGCAUUUGGCAGAAGCCACCCACUCUGGCCAGCAGGCUGCCUACAGCGAGUCCCCUGCCUCCUGGCAAACAUUUCCAGAUUCCUGGAGCUCCAGGGUGGGGAGGCUCUUGGGGUACCCCAAGUCACCACCCAAAACAUCCCAGCGUGCAGGACUCGAUUUUGGAGCUCCUUUGUCAAAUUCUACAAACAGAUUCUCUAAGGGCUAUUCAGUUCUGGCUGCUUUACGCUCCAUCAAAAGAAAAAGAUUUAGCUCUGGGGCUUCUGCAAACUGCCGUGGCUCAGCUUAUCCCCCAGCCCCUUCCCUCCAUCCCAGCAGAGAAGCUCUGGAACCAUCUCCAAGAGCUUCAAGAGCUUCAAGAGACACAAGAAGCAGCCUACAGUCCAUCCCUGAGGAAGACUAAGUCACCACCUCUACCCAAACCAGAGUACAUAGGCAAAGCCCAAGUCCUCCUGGUGCAUCCCAGCGAGGACCCAGAGGAGAAAACGA